GACGUCAGGUCAGUCCGAAAACAUGGCGAACGCUGGUGGAAUGGCCGCAGAUGGAGACAUGAUGAGAUAUUCUGAAUACAGUCCAAAAACCAGCGUGAGGAGCGAUGCAGAGAUAGACAGACGGCUGGGAGGGACUCUGAUUGCUGUGGGUCUUGGUGUUGCUGCAGCAGGUUUUGCAGGUCGUUAUGCAUUCCAGCUGUGGAAGCCCCUCGGGCAAGUCUUCUCAGAGACUGUCAAGAAAAUGCCCUCAUCAGCUUUCUCAUCAUACUACAAAGGAGGAUUUGAGCAGAAAAUGUCCAGACGAGAGGCAAGCUUGGUUCUGGGCAUCAGCCCAACUACCACUAAGACCAAGGUACGAGAGGCCCAUCGUAGGAUCAUGAUCCUGAACCAUCCAGAUAAAGGUGGAUCGCCGUACCUCGCAGCCAAGAUCAAUGAGGCCAAAGACAUUUUGGAUAAGGAGUCCCGACGAUGACCUGCUCUAUUAACAAACACUUUAAAGACUUCCAUCGCCCGUGCAUGAUCUCAGUUCAGUAGCAGUGCUUCAACAACAUCAACACAAAGGCAUCUAAUCAGGCUCCUGGAAGAUGGAAAGGAAUACACUUUUAAGACAUUUCAUUCCUUAAUAAGGUCAAGCAACUUUCACCUCAUCUGUCAACGUUGUUAAUACUAAAUGUGGAUGAAGAGUGCAUAAAUAGUCCUUGACAUAAGUGGUCGUCAUUUAAAUUAUGGAUUUAAGGGUAGCAGCUCUACAUGGCGACUUGAUGUUAAGAAAAAAAAAAAAAAGAUCAGUACUAUUAAUAUGUUCAUUACUUGCUGAUUUAACAUAGGCUGCUUUAAACUUUGAGUCUGAAAAAUUAAUCUAGAGUGAAAGAGCCUCGAACCUGCAUUCUUUCUAAAGGCUAGAAAAGGGCAGCUUUUCUUGUUAGAAAUAAUGAGAUCAGAUCUGAGCAGAAAGAGAAAAUGGCUCUACAUGUCACUUGUUUUGCCAUCUAAAAAUUCUUCCAAAGGAGAUAUAGUCCCAGUUGCUUGUUUUGAAUCUCAGUUAUGGCCAUAAAUGCCAUGCAGUUAAUGCACAGAAUAAUUCAGGAGGAAACAACUUCAUAAAUGGUCUGUCAGUCAGGAUGUUUGUGUAGAAAGGUGCAGCUAACUUGCUGUCCUAAAAUGUCUCUUUCAGCUGCAGAAAAUCAAGAUUUUAGCGGCAGAAAUUCACACUGGUAGCUCACAAACCAGCGUUGAAAGCUUCCAUUCACUUUUUUAUUCCUGCAUAUUAAUUUAAAAGGUUAAAGGGAGCAAAAUAAUCUAUUUAAGGUACCUUAGAAUAAUAAAUUAAUUCAAGUUCUGAGUGUAAACAGUUAAUGACGGAGUUGUGAAACAUUUUUCUAAAUAAAGAUUAUUUAAAAACA
Molecule: messenger RNA, 1403 nt
Organism: Cheilinus undulatus (humphead wrasse)
Lineage: Eukaryota; Metazoa; Chordata; Actinopteri; Labriformes; Labridae
Gene: dnajc15
Product: DnaJ (Hsp40) homolog, subfamily C, member 15
Exons: 6
Coding region: 23-472 (149 amino acids)
Biological process (GO): protein import into mitochondrial matrix
Cellular component (GO): PAM complex, Tim23 associated import motor
Molecular function (GO): ATPase activator activity
Source: RefSeq, a predicted model, not a curated record